UAUCUCAAAUUUACUCCGAUUUUGAGGUCUCGCCGGUCUCCAAUCUCUCAAAGCUUGGUUUCCCCUCAAUUUCUCUCUGUCCGUAGCGUUGCUAACCUGUUUCCUUUGCAGACUUUCCCCCUCAACACCCCUCCCAAACCCUAACCCUAAAACCCAUCUUCCUCACCCACAGCAGGUUAACAGGUAUGUCGAAUUUUUCUGAAUCUCGCCGCUUUGGUCUUUUAGUUUUUGAUUCACGGUGGGAGGAGUGAAACCCUAAUCGGAUUUAAAGUGAUUCGUGCUGUUUCAAAAUCGUUUGCCACUUUGGAUAGAUUGGUCGCGUGCUUUUCAAGUGGAUUAGAUCUGUGUGCUUUGUCUGUUGUCUGACGCUCGCUUUGUUCGGUACUGACUUCCAAGAUCUGUGAUUUUAGACCAUGGGAGAAACAAGGGACAACGAUGCCUAUGAGGAGGAGCUUAUCGAUUACGAGGAGGAUGAGGAGAAAGCCCCUGAUUCCGUCGCCGCCAAAGUCAACGGCGAAGCUGCCAAGAAGUAAGUUACUUCAGUGCGUUGCUUAAGUAUCUGAUAGGCUGAUUCUAUGACCUUACACAUGAUGAUUAUUACCCUUUUUCAGCUUCGUAGAGUCUGUCUGCUGAGUUAACUAUUGGUUAGGAGGCCAGUUUCUCAAUUACUGCUGUCCUUAUUUCAGGGGAUACGUUGGAAUACACAGUUCCGGAUUCAGAGACUUCCUUUUGAAGCCAGAGCUCCUUCGGGCAAUUGUGGAUUCUGGUUUUGAGCAUCCUUCUGAAGGCAAGACUUUCUUUUUACCGAGUUAUAUUUGUUUGGGACCUCGUAUGUUUAACUAGUUAGACUUGCAAUCUUAGAUUUCGAUGUUGGAAGAUGUUUAACAAUAUGUUUCAAGUAGGUCACUGGCUCUGUGGAGUCCCUAUUAUUUCGAGCUAUUUAGGUUUACUUUCAUGAGAUGAACUGCCACUUCGCUAAUGUCUGCAGCUAUUUCAGUGUCUGUUAGUUGCAUUUGAAUAGAUCUUUGGUGCCUGGCUCAUCCUUUAACUGUUUAUUUCUCAAUGGCAUUUUAAGGCUCACAUCUAGCUUUCUCUUUUAUUUUCAGGUAAUAAAUAACUAUCAUAAUCUUGAUUUUGGAGCACUAUUCUGGUUUGGUAACACCCUUCAAUUAUCCAUCCGGGAAGGUUUGUAUACUUACGAGGGGUACCUUCGGUCCGAUUUUCUUUCGUUCCUCAUCAGUUCAACAUGAAUGUAUUCCCCAAGCCAUCUUGGGUAUGGAUGUUAUCUGUCAAGCCAAAUCCGGAAUGGGCAAGACUGCUGUUUUUGUUCUGUCUACUCUACAACAAAUUGAGCCAACUUCCGGUCAAGUCAUUGCCCUUGUUCUGUGUCAUACAAGAGAGCUGGCUUACCAGAUCUGCCACGAGUUUGAGAGGUUCAGUACCUACUUGCCUGAUACCAAGGUUGCAGUCUUUUAUGGUGGUGUCAACAUCAAGACUCACAAGGAUCUUCUGAAAAAUGAAUGCCCUCACAUUGUUGUCGGAACCCCUGGUAGAAUACUGGCUUUGGCUAGAGAGAAGGAUCUUUCUUUGAAGAAUGUCCGACAUUUCAUUCUGGAUGAAUGUGACAAGAUGCUUGAAUCACUUGAUAUGAGGAGAGAUGUGCAGGAGAUCUUCAAGAUGACCCCUCAUGACAAGCAGGUCAUGAUGUUCUCUGCCACUCUGAGCAAAGAAAUCCGCCCAGUAUGCAAGAAGUUCAUGCAAGAUCCAAUGGAAAUUUAUGUCGACGAUGAAGCCAAGUUGACCCUUCAUGGUCUAGUACAGCACUACAUCAAAUUGACUGAGCUGGAGAAGAACCGUAAGCUGAAUGACCUUCUGGAUGCCUUGGAUUUUAAUCAAGUUGUUAUCUUUGUCAAAAGUGUGAGCCGUGCUGCUGAGCUGAACAAGUUGCUGGUGGAGUGUAAUUUCCCUUCAAUUUGCAUCCACUCUGGAAUGUCUCAGGAGGAAAGGUUGACUCGAUACAAGGGAUUCAAGGAGGGUCAUAAGAGGAUUCUUGUUGCCACAGAUUUGGUUGGUAGAGGAAUAGACAUUGAAAGGGUCAACAUCGUCAUAAACUAUGACAUGCCUGAUUCAGCGGACACCUAUCUUCACAGGGUUGGACGAGCUGGUAGGUUUGGUACAAAGGGUCUUGCAAUAACAUUCGUCUCUUCAGCUUCCGACUCGGAUGUUCUCAAUCAGGUUCAGGAAAGGUUUGAGGUGGACAUUAAAGAACUUCCUGAACAAAUUGAUACAUCCACAUACAUGCCGUCGUGAUGGGAAAAGCUUGUACUUGGAAGCGAUUGAUUUUGAAGGAAGGCCUAACCGCGCAUCCGGGAUGGUGUGUUUCCUUUGGGAGCUGGAAAUGUGAUUGUACUAUGUAGCUUUGUGCUUUGUUGUUUUCAUCUCGUUGGCCUAAAGAACGGAGUAGUGAGAAGUGGAUGUUGGUUCUAUCGUUAUGAGUGUAGGGGGUGAUGAAACUUGAUUAGUAGUUGUAGCUCUUCACCAAUCAUUUCGGAAUUUUUCGGCCUAUCAAGUAUCAUUCUGUGAGUUGUGUACUAAAUUUAGAUAAUGAGGUUAUACAUUAGUUGAUUUUCAAUGCGUGUUAGUUUGCACUAUUGGUAAGAAUGUGUUUUGAGAACGCAUUUUCGUUGCAUUUUUGUAAGCAAUUAUGUGCGUUUUCGGUGGUGGGAGUACGGUUUGACAGGUGUUGCCAACGGUGGUGAUGGUUCCAUGGGCAAACAUUAGACAAACAAAGUUUGUGAUCUGACUCAGGUUGGUGGUGGUAAAUGCCCAUUUGGUCACUGAGAUUACUAAAUCGUGUCAUGUUCAGUAAUUAGAAAAAUUUUAAUAUAAAUUGUAGUCAUUAGAAUCACUGAAAAAGUUAACAUUUGGUCACUCAAAUUAUUGGAAUAUGUCACAUUUAGUCACUCCAAUUACUAAAAUGAUAAUAUUUAGUCACUCUCCCGUUAGUUUCCGUCCAACUCACCGUUAAUUUUCGUCAAACUAAUUGAGUUGGACGGAAACUAACGGGAGAGUGACUAAAUGUGACAUGUUUCAGUAAUUUGAGUGAUCAAAAUUUAUAUUAAUUUUUUUUUCUAAUGAUUAAACAUGAGAUGAUUUAGUAAUCUCAGUGACCAAAUGUGGUAUAUACUCGUUUGUGAAUUGUUUUUUCUUUGGGCUUGCCCAUUUUCAAUCGAAAUGUACCUUACGAAAGACAUUGUGAUGUGGCCACGAGGUUGUUGGGGUUUUGAAAUUGGUUUGAAUGGGAAACGCGGUAGGGGUGGACAACGGGACGAGAUUGGGUAUCCAUCCCGUUUGAAAUGGGUACCUAAUUCCAUUUGGAGAAGAAAUUUCAUCUCAUGUCCCAAACACAUACGGGUUAAUGGGUACUCAUUAUCCGUAAGGGAUAAUGGGCACCCGCGGGUACCCAUAAACUUGUGUGAUUUUCGUUAUUGAUUUUUUAUUGGCGGUAAAAUUGGCGUAGGAAUUCAGUUUAUUGAAUCGAAUUGUAGUGAACCUAUUGCUACUGAUUUAUACAAAAUGAAGAGAGAAAGCAUUGGGCUUUCAACUGGUCCAUGCAUGCAGUAGUGGAAUUCUUUCUAUUAAAUCUACACAUAAUAUAAUACACCGAAGGGAAAAACGGGAGCCCCAUUUCAAAUUUCCUGCAACGAGAGUGAAAGUAGGAAGGACAUUUUGGUCUUCACAAUUACUUUUUUUUAUUCAUUAAAAAAACACAUACUGGGAUUCGAACCAUGACCAUUUUAAAGAAAAGCAAGGAUAAUAACCAAUCACACUAAGCACAUUUGUUGUAUGUUUUUAAAUUUAAAACAUAUAAUAGCAGGGAGGAAAAAAUCCUUCCCCCAUUUCAAAUUCCCUACUCCAUGAGCGUUUGUAGGAAUGGUAGAAUAGGGAGUGUCAAUUUUUUUUUCUCUUUCCUCUGUGGAACGAGCCAACUUACCGUACACAUGUGAAUUUAAACCGGUCCAGGAGUGUCAAUUUUUUUUCUUUAAGCCAUUUUAUUUUUCCGUGGUGACAAAAUAUAUAUGAAAAGGUAAUAAUAACACUCCUUUUUAUUGUUAAAAAUAAAACAUUUAACAAUAAACUAAUGCAUGGUAUCUAAUGGGCUAACCGCCAACCAUAAAAUAAAAGAGUUGAAUGUGCCUGACCUACAUGGGAUUUGGCCAUCAAGUAAAAUAAAUGAACAUCAUUGGU
Molecule: messenger RNA, 4248 nt
Organism: Linum trigynum
Lineage: Eukaryota; Viridiplantae; Streptophyta; Magnoliopsida; Malpighiales; Linaceae
Source: the annotation of a GenBank genome assembly